Messenger RNA from Fomitopsis serialis, 390 nucleotides. RefSeq lists its product as uncharacterized. The record is from RefSeq and is a predicted model, not a curated record. Lineage: Eukaryota; Fungi; Basidiomycota; Agaricomycetes; Polyporales; Fomitopsidaceae. The transcript has a single exon. The coding region runs from base 98 to 280 and encodes 60 amino acids.
ACACGUCAGCGCUCUCUAACUCUCGCCCCCGCUCUCUCGCCCAUACUCCCGCCCAGCCGUCUGCCUGCAGGCCUGCUCGCGCUUUCUCUCGCCCGUGAUGUCUCUCACCCGCACUCCCAUUCGCCUGCCCAGUUAUUCACCCACUUAUUCCACUCCCACUCACAUCCCCUCUCGCCCGCUUACUCGUGACCCCGCAACACCGCCUUUGUUUGUGCCCUGGAUGGAGCAAUUAGUUUUGCGGAACACCUCUCAUUGCUGGUGUGGUGGGUUGGCCAACUGAUGAGCAGGCGGACGAAUGGGCAGGUCUUCUUCCUCGGCUUCGUCUGCUUCAUGGGUCCGGGUCUCUUCAACGACCUUUGCGGCAGCGGUCAGAUCAGCAGCACCAUCAGC